AUGGUCACAGUCUUGCUCUGGGCAGCAACUCUACUUGUCCUUGCAAAUUCAAUUGGCCCAGACGACAACAAGGCCGACUUGAGCACGAAUGCCAGCGCCCCUGCAGCACCAGCACGGCGCCUCUUGCUCUUUUGGCCUGUAGACAACGCCAAGAGAACUGUGGCACAGGUGAAGAAGAACGUGCAGUACAUCCGGUCUGUUCUCGGCGAUGACUGCUGCCACGUGAUGCUUGCUCACUAUAAAGGCAAUCCAAUCGACUGGGGUUCGCAGUGGUACAGGGACAACGUGAAACAAAGCUACACCGGCCCAGGAUUCAAGUUCAAAUUCAUGCGGGAUGCCUAUAUGAAGGCGAAGAACACCGAGGAGAGCUGGGAGUCGACGUACGAGUAUGUUUGGGGCUUGGACAGUGACUUGGAUAUCACAGGCACCAACCUGACAAAGCUGUUGGGAAUGGCGCGCCUGUCCAAUUCCCUGAUCGUUGGCCCUACCUUUGUUGGCAAAGGAGUCACCUGGGUGAAGCCUUCAUUCGUGCAUGGCAAAAAGAUAAGAAAGAAGAAGGCAGCCAAGCAUGCGCCCAAGGGUCCGAGAACGCACGCUUCCCAUGCGCAGAAGGUGGAGCCGCAGCAUGUGGACGCGCAGUCCAGCAAGGCGUCCUCCCUGCAGGAGCAGGCUCACCAGGUAAUCAUGGAGCAGUCGGAUGUUUCUGCUUCACGCAGCCGGGAGGAGUUGCAAAGUUCCAUUUGGACCUUCGAGCGACCGAGCCCGAAGUGCGAUUACCGGCACACGGACUUCGUUGAGCUGACUGCUCCACUCCUAUCACCGGCCGCGCUUCCGAUCGUCUUCAACGACUGCACUGAUUGCAUCCAUGACAGCUCAGAUUGGGGCUUGGACAUGGUGUGGUGUAAAUUCCUGGCGGAUAGGAAGAAACAUUCCAGCAGCUGCGCGUUGAUCGACGCCACCCCAGUCAAUCACUUGAACUGGAAACAGGCCAAAAUCUCAAAGGCCUUCCUGGCUGCGAACAAAGAUGUAUGGCACAAGUAUCGCAAGUACUGGAGCGGACUGAAGACGUUGAGCUGCAUCAUCGUGGAGCCUGCAGUGAAAGUGAACAACGUGGAGGAGCUAGAGCUUCCUGGCAAUCGCCACCUCAUCCGAAAAGCGGGCCGGCGAAAGGAGAUGCUGAAGGCGGAGGGUGCAGGACACACCUGA
Symbiodinium pilosum is the source of this 1206-nucleotide messenger RNA. The record is from the annotation of a GenBank genome assembly. Lineage: Eukaryota; Dinophyceae; Suessiales; Symbiodiniaceae.